AUGGAGUUUCAUGGUUACCUCGCCGGAGCAGGCAUCGCAAGCAAGUCCACGAGCAAUACAGACUGCGGAUUGGGUCUUCUAGGCGACUCCGCCCAACCCGAGCCCCUCCAGAUCGUCAAGCGACGCGAGAGCGUCCUCCGCGGACCGGCCACUGUCGGACGGUGCGGUGGGCGCGGUGGCGACGGCGGUGGCGGCAGCCCCAGGAGGACCAGUGGCGAUACAGACACAAGCGGCGGCGGCAGCGAUGCCCCGCUGACGAUACCCAAGCGCAGGUGUGGCGCGAGUGGCAGUGGAAGUGUGGUAAGGAAAUCUCAGAUCUCCUCGAGUUGGACGUGGUCGCCCUGCGUGAGGGGAGGUGGGCAUUCUGGAAUCGGACCCGAUGCUUACGACGACAGCGAUGAAGAUUCGGCUGUUAGUCAUGCAAGACCGAGUUUACAAGGCAGAAAUGUACCGGACGUGGUGCUCACGCAGAACAAGACGGGAAGCUCAUUCAUCUCGCGGAGUCCCUCGGGCGAGUCAUUCCAAGCAACUCAGCAGCGGUUUCAUUCGCCUCCUUCCUACAACCUGUAUGCACAUGACGGUGGCGAUCCGUACUCGCGCGCCAAUACUUGUCUACCAUUCCUCAGCCACGCGCCGUUUGGAAGACAGCAAUAUCAUCAAAGACCUCCUUUGGCGGAUCCGUCCGUGUUAGUACCCUGUGUCACAGUGGUACCGGAGUGCAAAGGUGUCGAUGCCGGGCGACGCAGCUUCUGGGCGGCUGUUCAGGUCUCGACACAGUUGACUCGGCCAGAGAUCAUGGUGGCUAGAAAUCGUUUUGGAGAUGUUUGGAACGGACUAGGGGAACAGUCACAGCUCAUGCCGCGGGUUGUCCAUGACGACGAGCUAGGCUUUCAUCAAUUUGGUUAUCUAUACGACAUCAAUCUUGAGGUGUUUGCCGUAGAUGGCAGCUCCCUAAUGGAGGUACUGAUGGACAGGACAGCACCAACAACCCUGGCACCAGGAGACAAGAUUCUUGCUCUAGCCCAUGUCGAGCUCCACCCUGCUCAAAGACCCGACUUUACCGACUUUCCAGGCCAAGAGCAUGGCAGACGACACGACUCUGAGGAGCUGAUAAGAGACCUCGAGCUUCAGCUAGGCAGCACCCGGGCGGAGUUCCUACGCGUGAGGCUUACCUACCGCCACUCAGGCUUCCCACAACAGCAGCCGCAACAACAACGACAGGAUGUUCGUGGUGGCGAUUCGCUGAUGUCUUCGACGACAACAACGACUGCAAACACUCACAAAAUCGAGACGCAGGUAGUAGCAGCCAUCGAGCGGCGUAGCUCAACCUCGCCAUGGUCACCAUCUCCAGCCUCGAUGCCGAACCCAUUGAUUCAGAUCGUAGCUUCUUGCUGGGGCGUGGCAGCUGCCCGAGACGUGAUGGAUCGUACGUCUGUAGGACGGCAGUCACAGGCUAGCGGUCGAUCUUGUCGCUCGCCUGCCGAGUCCUCAGUGGGCCGGCGGCCGCUUUCCAGCAUCCAGGCUAACGUCGUACCCACUGUUCCCGUCCGGCGUGCUAGCCUACGGAAGGCCAGGACAGACUCGAUGGCAGAUAGCGGAAGCGAGCGUGAAAGGGGAACGCCUGAUCCCGCGCAUAGCAUCUGGUCCCAGAUGCGCCGAGCGUCGUCGACCAAAGAAGCGCCGGGGCCAAAGCCCUUCUCCACACCCACGGCAUCUCUGCGUGGGAGAGCACCAAAAAAUCCCAACGGGAUUGUGGCUAGCCGUCUAGAAGGUCUCCAGCAAAGACAGAAAGAAUCAAAAAAUAGUCAAGGGUCAACCACGGAGCCGCCGAACCCAUGGCGGAAGAGGGAUCCGGACGCACGACGAGAGUCUCUCCGGGAGACGGCGCUGCGCAACCGAAGAUCGCUUGGGGUGGACACCUUACGUAGCCUUGUGCCCAGCGAGUGUAGCAGUAACAACGGCAGCCAGAAGCCGUUGGUGCCGAGCUCGCAUCAAUAUGAUCCCCGGAGUCUGAGAGGCAACAACAGUAAGGGAAAGCGAGAGGCAGGUGGGAGGUGGGGAUGGGGUGGCUGGUGGUAA
Molecule: messenger RNA, 2079 nt
Organism: Pyricularia grisea
Lineage: Eukaryota; Fungi; Ascomycota; Sordariomycetes; Magnaporthales; Pyriculariaceae
Exons: 4
Coding region: 1-2079 (692 amino acids)
Source: RefSeq, a predicted model, not a curated record